AUGUAUGCCUCGAGGGAUUUCCAUCCCCACCACAGGGCCAGCCACUCGCACGGUCAAUUGCGAAAUGUGCUCGCGGCGCGAAGUAGAAACGAUGUCUUCUAUGCAUCCAAGAGCAGAGUCAUGCACACUUCACUGAGCUGUCCCGCGUAUACCGAUGUCGUUCUGAAUUUCAGCGGUGCAUCGACGAAUCCAAACCAAGCUGGAGACACUCAUGUCACCACCAUUGCCGUUUCACCUGCCACAGACUUUGAUGGAUAUUGUUCGGACGCUGUACUAGUCACUGGUGGACUGGAGGGUGAGUAUUCUCUACUCAACCUCAAUUCGACACUAGGCGAUCGUCCCAUUGAAGGCUUUGUGACCGUCGCCGAGCAGAAGGAAACCACCCACGUCCAUGUUCUCACCCACCGCCGCACGGGUGCUCUGGGCGCUGCCUUUUGCUCUAACGACAGCAAAGUCCGGAUACUCGAUGUGGGUACUAACUCCUGGUCCGCCGAGUUCGCAUACGAGCACCAAAUCAACUGUGCUGCAACAUCACCAGACGGUCGACUCAGAAUGAUCGUUGGUGAUACCUGCGAAUCACUCAUCACUGAUGCCGAAAGGGGAAAUGUGCUGUUUAGCAUGCGACAGCAUACAGGCUACGGAUUUGCAUGUGCUUGGGCUGCUGAUGGCUGGCAUGUGGCAACGGGCAGUGAGGACGGCAAGGUGGUUGUAUACGAUGCUCGGAGAUGGGACAUGCCAUUGGCAGCUCUUGCAUGCGAGAUGAGCUGUGCUAGAUCGCUGCAUUUCACCACUUCGCAUCGUGGAGGUGCAUCGUUGGUCGUGGCCGAGUCUGAUGACAUUGUCAGUGUGUAUGAUGCGAUGGAUUGGCAUGAGAAGCAGACGAUCGACUUCUUUGGUUCGGUGGUCGGAGCAGCAUCAGUCGAAGAUGGACAAGAGUUGAUCGUUGCCAAUGGUGACCAGACGGUCGGCGGGUUGAUGGUGUUCGAGAGGAGGCCCUACAUACCCGAUGAGCUGGAUGAUUUUGACCAUUCCACAGGAGUCCAUUAUCCGAGUGGGCAAGGACUGAAUUUUGACGAUUUGAUGUUGUAA
This is a messenger RNA of Aureobasidium melanogenum CBS 110374, 1089 nucleotides long. Its product is annotated as WD40 repeat-like protein. Gene Ontology annotation, molecular function: protein binding. Lineage: Eukaryota; Fungi; Ascomycota; Dothideomycetes; Dothideales; Saccotheciaceae. The transcript has a single exon. Bases 1 to 1089 code for a protein of 362 amino acids. The record is from RefSeq and is a predicted model, not a curated record.